AUGAUCCAAUCCGAACUUCAAGAGCUUGCGCAAAUAAAAGCAGAGAUCCGUAGACAUCGAGAAAAGAUCCGAGAACAUGAACAACAAGUUGUGAAGCUAUUGAAGGAAGAGAAGCUGCUUAUGGAAAGCACGCAGUGGUGGCGGGACUACAAUAAGAAGGUGAAAAUGGAGGUGAAGAAUGCUUUGGCGGAUAUGGAAAAGGAAUGA
This is a messenger RNA of Sclerotinia borealis F-4128, 207 nucleotides long. The record is from the annotation of a GenBank genome assembly. Lineage: Eukaryota; Fungi; Ascomycota; Leotiomycetes; Helotiales; Sclerotiniaceae.